Molecule: messenger RNA, 1641 nt
Organism: Capsella rubella
Lineage: Eukaryota; Viridiplantae; Streptophyta; Magnoliopsida; Brassicales; Brassicaceae
Product: flavonoid 3'-monooxygenase
Exons: 2
Coding region: 25-1587 (520 amino acids)
Molecular function (GO): heme binding; monooxygenase activity; iron ion binding
Source: RefSeq, a predicted model, not a curated record
GACUUCUACAAACAGCUGUAAACAAUGUCUCAAAUUUCAACUCUCUUCACCGACAACACAAUAUUGAUCAAUGUCGCACCUUACGCAAUUCUCGUUCUCAUCGCCAUCUUAUCGGUUCUAUGGUACUUCUUGAAACGUUCACAGCAUCCACCUCUACCGCCUGGACCGCGAGGGCUACCUAUCGUCGGAAACCUUCCCUUUCUUGACCCGGAUCUUCACACAUACUUCACAAACUUAGCUAAACGUUACGGUCCAAUCUUCAAACUAAACCUUGGCUCAAAACUAACCGUUGUGGUCAACUCUCCAGAACUAGCUCGGGAGAUCUUAAAAGACCAAGACAUCAAUUUCUCAAACCGUGACGUCCCCCUCACAGGCCAAGCCUUUUCCUAUGGCGGUCUCGGCCUUAUUUUGUUACCAUACGGUGCCGAAUGGAGAAUGCUUAGAAAAGUUUGCGUUCUCAAGCUCCUUAACCGCAAAACUUUGGAUACUUUCUACGAGCUUCGACGCAAAGAAGUACGGGAAAGAACGAGAUAUUUGUACCAGAAAAGUCAAGAAGCAUCACCGGUGAACGUUGGAAACCAGCUCUUUGUGAUGAUGAUGAAUCUCACGAUGAAUAUGUUAUGGGGAGGUUCGGUAAAAGCAGAGGAAAUGGAGAGCGUUGGAACACAGUUUAAAGGAGUUAUUUCUGAAAUAACAAGGCUUUUGGGAGAGCCUAAUGUUUCUGACUUUUUCCCAAUAUUAGCUAGGUUCGAUCUUCAAGGUCUUGUGAAGAAGAUGCAUGUGUGUGCUCGAGAGCUCGAUGCGAUACUUGAGGGAGCCAUCGAGCAGAUGAAACGAGUAAGGAGUAGGGAUGGUGAUGAUGGUGAAUGUAAAGACCUUUUGCAACAUUUGAUGAAGUUUAAGGAGCAAGAAGCUGACUCGGAGGUUCCAAUUACUGUUGACCAUGUCAAAGCCGUACUCUCGGAUAUGGUACUUGGUGGUACAGAUACAACAACCAAUACUAUAGAGUUUGCAAUAGCUGAACUAAUGAGCAACCCAGAGUUGAUGAAGAGAGCGCAACAAGAGCUAGACGAAGUUGUCGGCAAAGACAACAUAGUUGAAGAAUCACACAUCACUAAACUUCCUUACAUAGUAGCCAUUAUGAAAGAAACACUUAGACUCUAUCCAACCAUUCCGUUGCUAGUUCCUCAUCGUCCCAUUGAAAAUGCGGUUGUUGGAGGCUACACCAUCCCUAAAAACACUAAGACCUUUAUUAAUGUUUGGUCUAUUCAGAGAGACCCAAAUGUGUGGGAUAAUCCGACCGAGUUUCGUCCUGAGAGGUUUCUUGAUAAUACUUCUUGUGAUUUCACUGGAACAGAUUAUAGGUUUCUUCCAUUUGGAUCUGGAAGGAGAAUUUGCGCGGGUAUCGUAUUCGCCGAGAAGAUGGUUUUGUACACUCUCGCGAUGCUAUUGCAUUCGUUCGAUUGGAAGAUUCCAGAAGGUCAAGUGCUUGAUUUGGAAGAUAAGUUUGGGAUAGCCUUGAAGCUCAAGACCCCACUUGUAGCCUUGCCUAUUCCAAGAUUAUCCAACUCCAAUCUAUAUUUAUAAAGACUAAAAUCCUUAUAUUUUUCUUAAAAUGUAAAAGGAUCAUAAUAUUGUUAC